Messenger RNA from Parastagonospora nodorum SN15, 1812 nucleotides. RefSeq lists its product as hypothetical. The record is from RefSeq and is a predicted model, not a curated record. The coding region runs from base 1 to 1812 and encodes 603 amino acids. NCBI's taxonomy places the organism in Eukaryota, Fungi, Ascomycota, Dothideomycetes, Pleosporales, Phaeosphaeriaceae. The transcript has a single exon.
AUGGCAGAUUACAUGUUUGAGAAGUUCAAAGAUGCUCGGUCCGAGAUCAGGAUCCUUACAGUCCUUCCAGGCAGCACAAAAGAUCCUGUUUCGUGUACAUUGGAAAGCGCCAGUCUAGAUUCCUUACCAGUUUAUGAAGCACUCUCCUAUACUUGGGGCAACAAUGAUACCAAGAACCCAAUCCAGAUUGAUGGAAAACGUUUCAUCGCCUUCGGGAACGCGCAAGAUGCACUAGUCGAACUUCGAGACGCCAUUUCGCCUCGUCGCAUCUGGAUAGACGCUAUCUGUAUCAACCAGGAGGAUCUUGAAGAAAAGCAACAUCAAAUUUUGCUAAUGAAGGCCGUAUACGAAAAGGCAUCUCGUGUCGUCAUCUGGUUUCCGAGACCGAGAGGGAAUGCGGAUUUGGCCGUGGACUUGCUCAACGAGCUGAACGAACAACAUGAUGCCGGAACACACACUGUUCAGAGUAUGCAGGGAAUACAUCGACCUAGGAUGAGAUCCCCCGAGUGGACUGCGUUGAGAGACUUCCUACAUCAUCCCUGGUGGCGGCGCGUUUGGACUUUCCAAGAAGUUGUUGUGGGACGCAAUGUUGUCAUACAAUACGGACGACAUAUGAUACCUUGGAAACGUAUGCAUAUACUGGGCGAUGACAAUAGCAUGUUAUACAGCAUGUUUAUUAAAGAGCCCGGCGAAGGUGAGGACUUUGGUGUCGGCCAUCCCGAUGGCUGCAGCGCAAUACCCAUCAUCCAAUGGCUAAGGGAUCUGCUCGAAGCCGGCGAAAGAUGCUCACUUCUGGACCUUCUGCCUCAAUGCUGGUUUCGACAAGCAACGAACAUCAGAGACUGUAUCUAUGGCUUAUGCGCUCUCGCCUCCGACGUCGACAGCCUGGGUAUCAUCCCCGACUACAGUAAAUCUGUGGAGGAUGUACUUACAGACGCAGUGAACAAAAUUCUUCUAAAGUACGGGACCUUUGAGUUAUUUUGUAAGGCAGGAUGUGGCUUUGAUCGAAAUUUUCCAGGUCUUCCCUCUUAUGUGCCCGAUUGGACGAACAUCCCAGCUGCCCAACCGCUGUACUGGCACUUUUACGAAGGUCCACAGACCGUUCCACUAGCAGAAAGAGGCAUAAAUUUGCAUGAAGAUGGUCAGUUGCAACUCAAGAUUUAUGAAAUCGACUACAUCGAACACAUCAGCACCAAAUUACACAGCACUGCUGGAGAGGAUGAAUACAAACAACUCAUAUCGUGGUUUGACGCCGCUGAGAAGCUAGCCAUUACUCACGCCCGCGAUCCCUACACCAUGACGAUACCUCAAUCCACCAGCAUUCCUCUAUUCGAAGCAUUCUGGCGCACAACAAUAGCCGAUUCCGCGAACACCAGCAACCGCACCCGCCCACUCCCAGAUACAUACCAUGGCUAUCUUCGAUGGAAAUACACCUUAUCGCAUCAUUCCGGUAUCUCAGCUACCUCCCUCUUCGAGGACAUAGAGCAAUACAGCGAUCGUUAUCGUGACCCCAUGGACGACACGCUAGCGAAAAUGGUCGAUUGGUAUAACACUGUGCUCGUCACGUCGUGGGAUCGCGCGUUCUGCGUGACGCGCGGUGGUAUGGUGGGUUUAGUACCUGGCGGUGCCCGCCCGGGCGAUCUUGUGUGUCUGAUACCUGGGGGCGCAGUGCCGUUUGUUAUGCGUAUGCGUGCAUCUGUAAAUGAGUGUGAGCUUGUGGGAGAAAGCUACUUCCAUGGUGUUGGCGCGAUUGAGGGCGUAAAGCAGUUGAGGGGUGAGGGGAAAGAGCCGUCUGUUGUGUUUUUAGUUUAA